AUGCCGAGACGAUUGCGAGCUCCUGCCAUGUUCGAAGUGUAUUUUCCGGCCCAGUCCCGCUGUUGGUAUGGCCGGGGCCAGGGGAGGGAGAAUGCGGUGAGGCAGAGGAGGAGCACUGUCGAGCAGGAUUGCCCCAUGUUGCUUCUUCAUCCUGUAGCCGGCCUCAACACAUACAAGUGUGUGAAGAUGGGUGUAGUGUACUCUGUACUAUACCAAGACGUGGCAUGGUGUUGCAAGAGUGGAUCCCCACGACGGGCCAGUAUCAGCGUCCGCUGGCAGCGUGGGGAAUGGAUCACCAUGGCAGCUUAUCUGGGGGCCGGGGCGGCCAGAGCUGUCGUUGUCGCUGUCGCAUUGUCGUCGCCGCCCAUGCCAUUGUGCUGCACGGCAUGGCCAUGCCAAGCCAGGCCUGGCAAUGUGAUGCAGGUCAACAAGAGCAACACCACCACCACUACCACCAUGGCUGCUGCAGCCACGAGCAUGAACGCAGUGCAGUGCAGUGCAGUCAGUACUAUUGCUAUCCUCGUGUAA
Bipolaris oryzae ATCC 44560 is the source of this 528-nucleotide messenger RNA. RefSeq lists its product as uncharacterized. Bases 1 to 528 code for a protein of 175 amino acids. The record is from RefSeq and is a predicted model, not a curated record. The transcript has 3 exons. Lineage: Eukaryota; Fungi; Ascomycota; Dothideomycetes; Pleosporales; Pleosporaceae.